This is a messenger RNA of Schistosoma mattheei, 2448 nucleotides long. The record is from the annotation of a GenBank genome assembly. NCBI's taxonomy places the organism in Eukaryota, Metazoa, Platyhelminthes, Trematoda, Strigeidida, Schistosomatidae.
AUGGUUACCACUUCAGCGAAAGUUCCAAAGAAGACUUCGUCAAACAAGCUGAAGGAUUUGUUUUCAACAGACAUAAAAAACUCGGAUGAUGUUAGAGGAAGUGUGAAAUAUCUUGACAUUCAAUUACUCGAAUCAACUGUUGAUCAUCGGGGUGUACCUUUAGUCAAGCCAAAUUAUCAUCAAAGAAUAUCUUGUAAUACACUGAUGGUAGAUGGAUUUCAAGCAAACAAAUUAAAACGCCCUACAAAUCGUUAUUUAAGUACAAACAUAAGUAAUAACGAACAAAUACCUACACAAUGGAAUCGUUUUGUUGAAUCAUCAUUAUCAUACCCACAGAAAAAUAAAAGCAGCGAACAAGUGAAUGAAGAUGUGAAUAAGACAUUGAAUCAUCAUCGAUUUAAAGAUUCAAUAAAACUGAGAAAUACAACAACAAAAUUACCUACUACUAAUUUUUGCUCAAAAGAUACAUUGAUGAAAAAUAAUGAAAAAGACAAUAAUAAAUCCUCCAAAAAUGGCAAUGAUCUAUUUAAUAAUGAAAAACUAUCAUCUGAAAUUUCUAACGUUUUCAUGGAAAAUGAUCGUGUCAAAAAGCAAACGAUCCUAUGUUAUGAACAGAUGAAUCUAAAAAGUUGUCCAAAAAUUGAUUCAAAUCAAAUAUACCGCUUUUUAAGUCUUCAAUACAAUCAAAUCUAUCGGAUUGAACAUUUACAACACUUAACAAAACUUGUUUAUUUAAAUAUUUCAGAAAAUCAACUCACAACAAUGAAUGGUCUUGAAACAUUAUAUUCUUUACGUAUAUUAUUAUUAGGAAAAAAUCAAAUUAAACAAAUUUGUUCAUUAGAAAAUUUAUAUAAUUUAAAUGUACUUGAUUUAAAUCAUAAUCAAAUAAAAAUAAUUGAAAAUUUAACACAUUUAACAAAAUUAAAUUGUUUAAAUUUAUCAUUUAAUUAUAUUACAUCAGUAAAUGGUUUAUCUGGAUUAAUUUCAUUAAAUGAAUUAAAUUUAAGACAUAAUAAUAUACAAUAUAUUGAAUCAAUUGAAAAUGUUCCAAAAUUAAUUUGGAUAUUUUUAAGUUUUAAUCAUAUUGAAAGUUGGUCACAGAUUAGUGGUUUAGCCAAUUUAAAUUUAUUUGCUCAAGUUACUUUGGAUGGAAAUCCCAUUGUAUCUGAUCCAACUUAUCAGAAGAUGAUAUCAAAUGAUAAAAGAUUUUUUAAAGACAAUACAACUGUUUAUUCAUUAAAACCUAAUCCUAGUGAAUCAAUCAACAAAAUGAAUAUGAAUGGACGAUGUUUACUCAAAAGAAAUGUACCAAUUUCAUUUUUAUUAGAUGAACAACAACUGACGACAACUAGAAAAACAAAUAUUAUUCACGGACUGUUGAAUUAUUUCAAAGAAAAUGAACAGCAUGAUAGUAUGCAUCGGGAGAAUUCUAUUGAUAAUUCUAUAAAUUCAUCCACCGAGAAUCUUACAGAAUUAAUGAAUCAAAAUGAUUCAACACUACCUCGAAAUGAACAGAAUUUAACAUAUUUCCCAAAUAACUUAUCUAAUCUAAGUCAAUCAAAUUUAUCAUUAUUGUCAACCCCUUCGAAUCUACAGUAUUCUUCUCCUACAUCAACAGCAAAUCAAAUGAAGAAGAGUGAAAACAACUGGACAGAAGAAGUCACAAAUGUCAAUGUUGAGAUAAACAGUAGUGAUAAUAAUAGUAAUAAUAUGGUCGGUUACAGUUCGAUUGGAACACUGACAGAUGAAAGUAUUCUAUUUCCUUUGAUUCCAUCAAGAAGAAAUAAUUUAUUGAAAUUUACAUAUUAUCUGAAAGGAUUAACUCAUUUAGUCUUAGAAGGGAUUUUUUCUAAAACAAUAUUUGAAGUAGUUGAUGAUGAUAAUAACGAUAACAAUGAUCAUGUGUAUAAACUAUCAAACGUUAUUGAAAACAACAGUAAAUUUGAGAAACAAACAAACGAAUCAACAGAACAUGCGAGUAAUUUUGAUUGUUUUUCUUCACUAGUCAAUCAUUUACAAUGUAUCCAAUCAAAUAAUAAUAGUAUUGAUAAUAAUAAUAAUAAUAAUAAUAAUAAUAAUAAUAAUAAUAAUCUCAUUAUAUCUAGAGAUGACGAUGAAGAUGAGAUAAUGACACUGAAAGAAAAGAAGCUAACUAUUAGAAAUGUGAAUUGGAAUGAAUUUGUAAUUUGUAUACAUAAAUUACAUGAAUUACUACCACAAUUAAAGGAAUUAAAUCUUGAAAAUAAUGGACUUAAAUAUUUGCAUCAAAUUACUGAUCUAAUUGAUUUUGAAUAUUUAACUGCAUUACAUAUAACUGGUUCAAAUAGUAAUCCAAUUGUUGAACAAGCUGGUCAAUUAUGGCGUCCAUUUAUUAUAUGGAGUCUUACUGAUUCAUUAAAUUUAACAUUUUUAGACGGUCAACUUGUAAGUAAUUCAAAUAUUCUAUAA